ACCAGGCUUCUGGGCCGCUGCGGCGGGGCCUCCAGGCCGCUGGCUGCCUAACCCUGGAGCCCUUCACCAGCCCUGCUUGCUUCUGGCACCAUGUCGAUGCGAACGCUACCGCUGCUCUUCUUGAACUUGGGCGGGGAGAUGCUUUACAUCCUGGACCAGCGGCUGCGGGCCCAGAACAUCCCGGUAGACAAGGCCCGAAGAGUUCUCAACGACAUCAUCUCUACCAUGUUCAGUAGAAAGUUUAUGGAGGAAUUGUUCAAACCCCAAGAGCUCUACUCCAAGAAGGCCCUGAGGACUGUCUACGACCGCCUGGCUCAUGCCUCUAUUAUGAGACUGAACCAGGCCAGCAUGGAUAAGCUCUAUGACCUGAUGACAAUGGCUUUCAAAUACCAAGUAUUGCUGUGUCCCCGUCCCAAGGAUGUACUGCUGGUCACUUUCAAUCAUUUAGAUGCCAUCAAGAGAUUCAUCCAAGACUCCCCAACUAUCCUACAUCAAGUAGAUGAGACUUUCCGGCAGCUGACGGAAACAUACGGUGGUCUCUCUGCUGGGGAGUUCCAGCUGAUCCGGCAGACGCUCCUCAUCUUCUUCCAAGACCUGCACAUCCGAGUGUCCAUAUUUCUAAAGGAGAGAGUUCAGAGUUCUAAUGGCCGCUUUGUGUUGCCAGUGUCUGGGCCUGUUCCCUGGGGAACUGAAGUUCCUGGGGUCAUCAGAAUGUUCAACAAGAAAGGCGAAGAAAUAAGGAAGAUAGAAUUCAAACAUGGUGGAAACUAUGUCGCUGCACUCAGAGAAGGUUCUUUUGAACUUCAUGGAGACCGAGUCCUGAAACUGGGAACUAACAUGUACAGCGUGAAUCGGCCUGUGGAAACCCAUAUGUCUGGAGCAUCGAAGAACUUAGCCUCACGGACACAGGAAAGCAUUGCUCCCAACCCUCUUGCUAAAGAAGAGCUGAAUUUCUUGGCCAGGCUGAUGGGAGGGAUGGAGAUUAAGAAACCCAGUGGCCCAGAGCCAGGAUUCCGGUUGAAUCUCUUUACUACCGAUGAAGAAGAGGAACAGGCAGCGCUAACCAGACCAGAAGAGUUGUCCUACGAAGUUAUCAACAUACAAGCUACCCAGGACCAGCGACGGAACGAAGAGUUGGCUCGGAUCAUGGGGGAGUUUGAGAUCACAGAGCAGCCAAGGUCGAGCGCCAGCAAGGGGGAUGAUUUGCUGGCCAUGAUGGAUGGGUUAUAGGUCUGCUGACCAGGCACACCCCCUACUGGGAAGGAAAAGCAUAUCAUACUAUAAAACACCUUUUACAGCAGACGUACAAAAUGCCUUCUGUUUAAGUCUCUUUUAAGCAAUUUGGCCACCAUUUGGGAGGCCUGACUAGGUGACAGAUGAAGGGGAAGGUUCUGUCCUAUUUUGAGUCUGGCUCCCACCUCACUGUCAUGAAUUGCAACUUCACUGUCUGCUCUGAGCAUGUCCUGGGGCCUUGGGGGUGGGCCGUGGGCUGCCGGGAAGCAGUAGUAGCCUCCUCCCCGACCCAUCCCAGAGCAAUGCUGAGGGUUUCAAAUGUGUCUAGUAAGGCAGCUCUGUGAUGAGGUAACCUGUGAGUUUCAUGUCUCUAGACUUGCACAAAUAUUAAGAAGAACAAGUUUAUUUGCAUGGUGGUUCAGGGCAUCCUGAGAAAGCAUGGGAACCAGGAGGAGGCAAAGGAAAGAGAAGGAUUACUCUGUGCCUAAGAUGUGGACUGAGUACUAAACACGCAUCAGUGUGUUUAGAAUCAUGCCAAAGGGACACAAGGGUGUCACAUCACAAUGCCUCGUAUAACAUCCUCUUUAGGGGAAGGCACCAUGGUUAGAACAUGACACUGCACUCUGGUCCCAUCCCUGCCCCAAAUCACCAUGUCUUCUUGGACCAGUUACCCUCAGCAAGCCUCAGUUCCCUCAUCUGUAAGAAAGAGAAGGAACUAGUUGAGUGGCUCAAAUCCAGCUGGCCCAGUUAAGUUACUGAGUUUACAGGUUCCUAGGCCCUGCCCCGGGUGGGCCCUGAGAACUGGAGUCUUACCCGUUCUUAGAAUGUCAGGAUGCCCUACAGAUGAUGUAAGGCAAAGCUAUAGGAAAGCCAAAAAGCAAAGGAUUUUAAUGGCUCCUAGAAGAGAGAGGUAAUAAAAAUCAACAGUGAGGGAGGAAUAAAAAGGGAGGGAAAUGUAUUUUUCCCCCAAUUCUAAGUCUAAGAAGAAAGUCAUCCUGUGUAGUCCAUAGAAGUAUCCAACAAUUUUUAAAAGUAAAACUCACUUUUGUCCUUAUCUAAAUCCCAGUAGGAGAGAAACAAACUUCCGUGUGAUAACUAGAUCCUGGAUUUGCCCAGAUCUAAACAGAUCAGAUUCCCUCAUCCAUGACCAUCUGGUCUGCAGCCAUCUGGUUUGUCACUCUGGUUUAUGUCUGGUAUAGUUUUGCACCAACUCACGCCACAGGAAACCAUAGAAAGAGAAAUGCAAAUUUUAGGAAAUAUAUAUAGUUAGCAUAAUACCUAAUCUUGAAUAUCCCAAUUAAAAUCUGAAAACUAAUACAACCUCUGCCUACCUCUUACUCCCUUUAAAUUAUGCGCUGGAUAACUCUUUUGCAGCUGCUAAAUUCCUGGACCGCUGACAGUAGAGGGAGUCACAGGAACUGGCAUAAGGAAACCCUUCUACAGUUGAAUGUUCCCUGCAUAGCUUCCUCAUUUGGUGUGAAAAAAAUUCUCAGAUAAUAAACUUACCCCUUUGCAAGUGA
Lemur catta (Ring-tailed lemur) is the source of this 2753-nucleotide messenger RNA. It is a transcript of the gene OSCP1, whose product is annotated as organic solute carrier partner 1. The transcript is spliced from 10 exons. Bases 91 to 1230 code for a protein of 379 amino acids. Gene Ontology annotation, cellular component: plasma membrane; cytoplasm. Lineage: Eukaryota; Metazoa; Chordata; Mammalia; Primates; Lemuridae. Gene Ontology annotation, biological process: transport. The record is from RefSeq and is a predicted model, not a curated record.